CGAGGUUGCACCACUGAUGAUAACAGGAAUUUGUUGCAGGAUUGGCUCUUAUUUUGAGAUCUGCUGUAACAGAGCAGGCUUGUGAAGCUCCAGGGUCACGGCUGGUUUCUGCUUCAGUUGCAAUUGUUCUAAAUUCCUUUCUCCAUUUGUCCCGGAGAGAUCUGAGCCCAGUCACUUUUCUGGGACUCCUGCCAUCUGGAGAGAGCCCUGGCCAGGGAUCCAGGAACAGCCUCCACAAACUGAACCCUGAGCCAAAGCAAAUGCUACGCUGGGAACAGACUCUAAUUGUCAGAGAUUAGAACAGGCGACGGGUCUUUUCUCCCACUACAUCCCUGAGCUAAGUCUGAAGACAGCUUUGGUAGAUCAUAGCAAAAAGUUCCCAAGACAGUUGUGUAAAUUCUGUUUUAUUAGGUACAACCAAAUAUUAAAAAAUUGUGAGCGAGUUUUUGCAUCCUGCAAGAGAUUUUAGCAUGGCAGAUUCCCCAGGUCAGCACCAUGUAGCACAAUUAAUUGCAUUUGCUAGGGAUUUUGGAUGAGUUUCUGUCUGUUUUGGAUUUGAGCACAAAACAAAUGCUCUGCUGAAACAGAAAAGCAAAAAUCAAAUGCAUCUGGUGAAGGGGGAGUCUGGUUCUUCAUCUCUUUUUAAGGUGUCACUAGACUCUUUAUUUUUUUUUGUGUGUGUGUUGUGCCGCUUCUCCCUUCUUUUUGCCUUCUGGGCUUGGAUGGCAAGAAAGAGAGCAGAUAUUUUUGCAUCUCUUUCUUGUGGUUUACGAGCAGACCGGAAAGGUCACUGGGGAAUAACCUGUCCCAGCCAGCCCUUGUAAAGUGCUGGAGCGCUCAGAACAGUUAGUCCAUUGUAGCUUUUGUGUCUGCUAAGCAAGCAACGCAGGGAAUAUCGUGGGGCUGGCUUUUCCACCGGGAGGGAUGCUGGCCAUUGGUGGAUGGAGAUCAAAUCAUGCCUUUGAUUGGAGGGGAUGCCAGGGCUAGCAUCCGAUUGGCAAGGGAGGCAGGGUAUCUGCAGGUAAGGGCCAGCCUCUGAUUGGAGGAGACCUGCCGUAGUGAAUGCACCUCAAGGGCUGGCUUUAUGCACGCAAACCUGAAUGGGAGCCCUGGGCAUUUGGCUGGGAACGCCGAGGCUGCUGGACGGGGUCCAUUUUGGAGCGGGAGCACGAAUGAGGGAGAGCUGAGGUGGCCAACUCAGUCCAAGCCCCACGAGGUCAGGUGCGGCUGAGCCUGGCUGGAGACACGUGGGCAGUGGGAAUAAAUAAACUGGAGGCCACUAGGAAGUCCAGUGAGCAGAAUGCCCGGCUACAGUGGACCCUGGCCCCAAAGAACCACCACACCAGAUCCCUCACCAUGGUCAACGAAUCUUGCAGUGCCGGCGGCGGGAUCGGCGGCGGCCCCAACGGGGUGGCCGGUGUGAGGUCCGAUGGAAACAGCAGCAGCAGUGAGAGUUCGAAGGACAGCUCGCGAUGCUCCACCCCGGUCCUUGACCCUGAGCAACAUGACCGCCUGUGCGAAAAGAUGCGCCGGAGGCAGGACUCUGGGGACAAGUGGUUCUCCCUGGAGUUCUUCCCCCCACGGACAUCCAAUGGGGCCGUCAACCUCAUCUCCAGGUUCGACCGCAUGGGGGCCGGCGGCCCACUCUUCAUCGAUGUCACCUGGCACCCCGCUGGAGACCCCGGCUCCGAUAAGGAGACCUCUUCAAUGAUGAUGGCCAGCACGGCACUCAACUACUGUGGCCUGGAGACCGUCCUGCACAUGACCUGUUGCAACCAGACCAAGGAGACGAUCACCGCACACCUGCACAAAGCCAAACGGUUGGGGCUGAAGAAUAUCAUGGCACUACGUGGGGAUCCGAUUGCUGAAGAGUGGGAAGAGGAAGUGGACGGCUUCAACUACGCCACAGACUUGGUGAAGCACAUCCGGUCUGAAUUUGAAGAUUAUUUUGAUAUCUGCGUGGCGGGUUACCCCAAGGGCCACCCAGAGGCUGAGAGUUACGUCGAUGAUUUGAAGCACCUGAAGGAAAAGGUCUCAGCAGGGGCUGACUUCGUCAUCACGCAGCUCUUCUUCCGGUCGGAAACGUUCCUCGAGUUUCUGAAGGACUGCCAGGCCGUCGGCAUCACUUGCCCCAUUGUGCCGGGAAUCUUUCCCAUACAGGGUUAUCAUUCUCUGCGCCAACUUGUGAAGCUGUCUAAACUGGAGGUGCCCCAGGAGAUCAAGGACAUUAUCGAUCCCAUCAAGGAUAACGAUGCAGCGAUCCGGAAUUACGGCAUCGAGCUGGCGGUGACCAUGUGCCGUGAGCUGCUGGACAGCGGCUUGGUGCACGGCCUGCAUUUUUACACCCUCAACCGGGAAGUGGCAACUAUUGAGGUGUUGAGGCGUCUUGGCCUUUGGAAAGAGGACCCCAGGAGGCUCUUGCCUUGGGCCAUUAGCGCUCACCCCAAGCGGCGAGUUGAAGACGUCCGGCCCAUUUUCUGGGCCUCCAGGCCGAAGAGCUACAUCUACCGAACUCAGGAAUGGGACGAGUUCCCCAACGGCCGCUGGGGUAAUUCAUCCUCCCCAGCCUUUGGAGAGCUCAAGGAUUAUUACCUAUUCUACUUGAAGAGCAAGUCACCGCGGGAAGAGCUCCUAAAGAUGUGGGGUGAGGAGCUGACCAGCGAACAGAGCGUCUUCGAGGUCUUCAGGUGUUACAUCUCUGGAGAGCCCAACAAGCAUGGCCACAAGGUGACUUGCCUGCCCUGGAACGACGACCCGCUGGCUCCGGAGACAAACCUCCUGAAGGAAGAAUUGGCCAAGGUGAACAAGAGAGGCAUCUUGACCAUCAAUUCCCAGCCGAACAUCAACGGCAAGCCAUCCACCGACCCCAUCGUGGGCUGGGGGCCUGGUGGGGGCUACGUCUUUCAGAAGGCUUACCUGGAGUUCUUCACUUCCAGCGAGACCGUCACGGCCCUCCAGACGGUCCUGAAGAAAUAUGGGCAGCGGGUGAAUUAUCACAUUGUCAAUGUCAAGGGUGAAAACAUCACCAACGCUCACGACCUGCAGCCAAACGCUGUGACUUGGGGCAUCUUCCCUGGCAGGGAGAUCGUUCAGCCGACGGUGGUGGAUCCAGUUAGCUUCAUGUACUGGAAGGAUGAGGCCUUUGCUCUGUGGAUCGAGCAGUGGGCCAAGCUGUAUGAAGAGGAAUCUCCCUCUCGCAUGAUCAUCCAGUACAUCCACGACAACUACUACUUGGUUAACCUGGUGGACAACGAUUUCCCCCUUGACAACUGCCUCUGGCAGGUAGUGGAGGACACUUUUGAGCUGCUGAACUGUUCGGUCCGUCCGUGAACAAGAUCCCCUAGGCGAUCUGGCCGGAGGCACGCUCGGACUUGGGAAGCGAGGGGGAGCUGCAGCGGCCCCCAACACUCCCCCGGAAGGGCCCCUUUGGCUGUCCUCCCCCUCCCCUUUCCUCCAGUUGGUGACCACGGGGGGGGGGGGAGGAGGGGGGUUGUCCUCCCUUUUGAUUUGGGAAGCUUUCCUAAGGAUUUUAGUUUUCCUUUUUUUUUCAGUUGACCAACACUGUCACUUCGUCAAGGCAGCUCAAAACCCAGUUGGGUUCCCCCUGACUUUACCUCUCCCCCCCCCCCCCCCCCCCGCCCACACACAGAAUUUUUGCGUUGCACUUAAUGUACUGAGCCAUUUCUGCAGUACGUUCCCUUUUAAUUGGCUGUUAAAAAUGACUGGUGGUUUUGUAGCCUCCGGUCUGGAAGGGCAUUUGUGCUGGGGUUGGUUUCCCACCGAGCAGGUUUCUCCAAGCUUGGAGAUUUGGUUCAUUAUUUAUUUUGUUUUGUUUAACAAGAUGGCGGGAUGAAGGACUUUUUCAAGGUCCCCUGCCGGGUGAAUUUGCCAGAUAUUUAAACAUUGUAAAGUAAUUAAUAAAUGCACAUAAUUGAUGCCUCCA
Molecule: messenger RNA, 3943 nt
Organism: Sphaerodactylus townsendi
Lineage: Eukaryota; Metazoa; Chordata; Lepidosauria; Squamata; Sphaerodactylidae
Gene: MTHFR
Product: methylenetetrahydrofolate reductase
Exons: 12
Coding region: 1357-3330 (657 amino acids)
Biological process (GO): tetrahydrofolate interconversion
Cellular component (GO): cytosol
Molecular function (GO): methylenetetrahydrofolate reductase [NAD(P)H] activity; FAD binding
Source: RefSeq, a predicted model, not a curated record